GGAGCCUCCAGCGGGUGCAGCCGCGCGCGGCUGGCCGAGGGCGCUGGAGAUGAAAGUCAAGCGCUCCGGAGCCGCAUGGACGGAGCUGCCGGGGCGGCGGCGCCGGGAGCAGGAUGCGGCCGCCCGUAAUUAAAUAGCAUUUACUCUUAUUAUUACUAAUAAUAAUAACGUAAUCAUACCUCUAGUCAUAGCAUACCAUUUAUCGGGCUCGGCGCAGGCCCGCGGGGAGCGCAGCCCGGCCGAGAGACUGAUGGAGAGGCAGAAACGGAAGGCGGACAUCGAGAAGGGGCUGCAGUUCAUUCAGUCAACACUACCCCUAAAGCAAGAAGAAUAUGAAGCCUUUCUGCUCAAGCUGGUGCAGAAUCUGUUUGCUGAAGGCAAUGAUUUGUUCCGGGAGAAGGACUAUAAGCAGGCCCUUGUGCAGUACAUGGAGGGGCUGAAUGUGGCUGACUACGCUGCCUCCGACCAGGUGGCCCUGCCCCGGGAGCUGCUGUGCAAGCUGCAUGUCAACAGGGCUGCCUGCUACUUCACCAUGGGACUGUACGAGAAAGCGCUAGAGGACAGCGAGAAGGCGCUGGGGCUGGACAGUGAGAACAUCCGGGCGCUGUUCCGCAAGGCACGCGCCCUCAACGAGCUGGGACGCCACAAGGAGGCCUAUGAGUGCAGCAGCCACUGCUCCCUUGCCCUACCCCACGAUGAAAUUGUCACUCAGCUGGGUCAGGAGCUGGCUCAGAAGCUCGGGCUGCGAGUUCGGAAGGCAUAUAAGAGGCCCCAGGAAUUGGAAACCUUUUCUCUGCUCAGUAAUGGCACUGCAGCUGGCGUGGCAGAUCAGGGCACUUCCAACGGAUUGGGGUCCAUAGAUGACAUCGAAACAGACUGCUAUGUGGACCCGCGAGGCUCCCCGGCCCUCCUCCCCUCCACCCCCAUGAUGCCCCUGUUCCCUCACGUUCUGGACCUGCUGGCCCCCCUGGACAGCAGCAGCAGGGUCCUCCCCGGCACCGAGAGCCUGGAUGAUUUUUCAGACGGGGAUGUCUUUGGGCCAGAGCUGGACACCCUCCUGGACUCUCUGUCUCUGGUGCAGGGGGGCCUGCCCGGCAGCGGCAUGCCUAGUGAGUUGCCCCAGCUGAUACCCGUGUUCCCCGGUGGGACUCCGCUGCUGCCACCUGUGGUGGGUGGCUCCAUCCCUGUCUCCAGUCCACUGCCCCCUGCCUCCUUCGGCCUUGUCAUGGACCCCUCCAAGAAGCUGGCUGCCUCCGUGCUGGAGGCCCUCGACCCCCCAGGCCCCACCCUGGACCCCCUAGACCUGCUGCCGUACUCAGAGACCCGGCUGGAUGCCCUCGACAGCUUCGGGUCGACCCGAGGCUCCCUGGACAAGCCUGACUCCUUCAUGGAGGAGAGCAACUCCCAGGACCACCGUCCCCCAAGCGGCACACAGAAACCAGCCCCCUCGCCAGAGCCCUCCAUGCCCAACACUGCCCUGCUCAUCAAGAACCCCUUGGCUGCCACCCACGAGUUCAAGCAGGCCUGCCAGCUCUGCUACCCCAAGACAGGACCCAGGGCUGGCGACUACACCUAUCGUGAGGGCCUUGAGCACAAGUGCAAGCGGGACAUCCUACUUGGCCGGCUCCGGAGCUCAGAGGACCAGACCUGGAAGCGGAUCCGGCCCCGGCCCACCAAGACCAGCUUCGUGGGCUCCUACUACCUGUGCAAAGACAUGAUUAACAAGCAGGACUGUAAGUACGGGGAUAACUGCACCUUCGCCUACCAUCAGGAGGAGAUCGACGUGUGGACCGAGGAGCGGAAGGGCACCCUCAACCGCGACCUGCUCUUUGACCCGCUGGGGGGUGUACAGCGCGGCAGUCUCACCAUCGCCAAGCUCCUCAGGGAGCACCAGGGCAUCUUCACUUUCCUCUGUGAGAUCUGCUUUGACAGUAAGCCCCGGAUCAUCAGCAAAGGCACCAAGGACUCCCCAUCUGUUUGCUCCAACCUGGCUGCCAAGCACAGCUUCUAUAACAACAAAUGCCUGGUGCACAUCGUCCGCUCCACCUCCCUCAAGUACUCCAAGAUCCGCCAGUUCCAGGAGCACUUCCAGUUUGACGUAUGCCGCCACGAGGUGCGCUACGGCUGCCUGCGGGAGGACAGCUGCCACUUUGCCCACAGCUUCAUCGAGCUCAAGGUCUGGCUACUGCAGCAGUACUCAGGCAUGACCCACGAAGACAUCGUUCAGGAAUCCAAGAAAUACUGGCAGCAGAUGGAAGCCCACGCAGGGAAGGCCGGCAGCAGCUUGGGUGCCCCUCGGACACAUGGGCCCAGCACCUUUGAUCUGCAGAUGAAGUUUGUGUGUGGCCAGUGCUGGAGGAACGGGCAGGUGGUAGAGCCUGACAAGGACCUCAAGUACUGCAGUGCCAAGGCCCGGCACUGCUGGACCAAGGAGCGGCGGGUCCUUCUGGUAAUGUCCAAGGCCAAGAGGAAAUGGGUGUCAGUGAGGCCACUGCCAUCCAUUCGCAACUUCCCACAGCAAUACGAUCUCUGCAUCCACGCGCAGAACGGCCGCAAGUGCCAGUACGUGGGGAACUGCUCCUUCGCACAUAGCCCUGAGGAGAGGGACAUGUGGACAUUCAUGAAGGAGAACAAGAUCCUGGACAUGCAGCAGACCUAUGACAUGUGGCUGAAAAAACACAACCCAGGGAAGCCCGGGGAAGGGACCCCAAUCAGUUCUCGGGAAGGGGAGAAGCAGAUCCAGAUGCCCACGGACUAUGCCGACAUCAUGAUGGGCUACCACUGCUGGCUCUGUGGCAAGAACAGCAACAGCAAGAAGCAGUGGCAGCAGCACAUCCAGUCCGAGAAGCACAAGGAGAAGGUCUUCACGUCUGACAGCGACGCCAGUGGCUGGGCCUACCGCUUCCCCAUGGGCGAAUUCCGGCUCUGUGACAGGUUCCAGAAGGGCAAGGCCUGUCCGGACGGGGACAAAUGUCGCUGCGCCCAUGGCCAGGAGGAGCUCAACGAGUGGCUGGACCGGCGCGAGGUGCUGAAGCAGAAGUUGGCCAAGGCCCGCAAGGACAUGCUUCUGUGCCCACGGGACGAUGACUUUGGCAAAUACAACUUCCUGCUGCAAGAGGACAGGGACACUGCUGGUGCCUCCUCAGAAGCCCCUGCUGCUGCCGCCACCACAGGGGAGUAGGGCCAUGGGCAAAGUCAUGGGGUCAGGGAGUGGGGAUGGGGACAGAGGGCCUGAUAGAAGGACCAGGGCAGGCCACUGGGGGUGGGGGACCACCCUCAUCAGGCAGCCCCUGCCCCCUGGUGCCCCAUCCAUCCUCUCCACCCCCACCACCCCAGGUGUGCAUACCCAGGUGCACUUGCUGCAGCCCUAAGCAGUCCCAGGGUCCUUGUCCUGCUGAAAGCUGGGCAGACCCUCCUCCUCCCCCACCCCACAGCUCUCCUGGUUGGGGAGGGAAGGGCCUGGCUGACCCCUCCAGCUUCAGCCUACAGCUUUAACUUCUGUUUGCUCCUACAGGGGGCCCAAAGCUCAGGGCUGGGGAGCCUGGGGUCCCCACUUGAAUCUGCAGCAGGAGGGUCCUUCUCCUUGCCCCACCCUCACCCUAUCCCCCUCCCUGGGGGCAGAUCAGGACACAACAGAGGGCAGGAGGCCCUGAAAAGCUUUAAAAUGCAGCCCCAGCAUGGAGCUGGGAACACUGUACUGGUCACUUAUCCUCUGGGGCCUCAGUUUCCCCUCUGGUUGGAAGAGUGGGAGGGACUGGGCUGGACGACCUCUGGAGCCUGGCUAAGGAGUCUAGGUUCUCUCUGAUGCCACCACCCCAUCCCCUCUCCCUGUGGGCCAGUGAAUGUAGAGUGUAGAUCCUCAGAGCCUUCAGAGAUGAAGGCUCAAACCCCCACCCCCACCCCCUGCCCCCCGCCGCCCGUUGUGCAGAUAGGAAAACAAACCUGGGAGGAAGGAGUGAUCUGCCCCAGCGUCUCCAGCACACAACACGGGGCACAGCUGGGAUGACAACAGUGGUCAGAAGACUCAGGGCCAGUUGUUGGCUGGAGCCUCCAGGCUCCUUGGUGGGGGUACAACAGCCUCUGAAUCAGUGUGCAGCUGGGGAAGGGAGGCUGGGGGAGGGCUGCAAUAUCAGCACCACAUGGAGGGACAGUCCCCUCCCGAGGAUGGUUGUAGGCAGGGAGUGUGGCAGCAGAGGUUACUUCCCCAUGCUCAAGGAGAGGCAGCAAAGGGCAGGGCAUCACGAGCUCAGGUUCUGCAUGAGGCACAGGGGGUGGAAGAUGGGGGUCCGAGGGAUAUGGAGAAAAGAGAGGCUUGAUCCUAGGCACGAUGGCCCACUCCAGGAUGGGACACGUCCUCUUUCCUGGGGACUCAACACGGUCCUGUCCCCUAGACUCAGAUGUGCAGUUAUGACCGCCUGUCCCAGCCCCUCCCCGAUUCCCAGCCCUGCCAGCUGCCUGGGACCCCAGCUGACCCCCAGCUUCUGCCCCCACCCACCAAGGCCUCUUGCAUCCCUCUCGUUGAUGUGUGUGUGUGCACCCUCUCCUCUCUAUCUCACCCUCAUGGGCAGACCCAGCCUCCCCUAGUUCCCCAGACAUUCCAGAAUGCCCCACGUAAUUGGCACAAGGAGUGGGGCACCCCCGGAAGGAACCAGGGACCAAGGCUGUGGGGGGUGGGACGGAGAGAAUGGAAUGCCCCGUACCUCUCCUCAAGCAAGGAUUGAUAGUGCGUGAUGACAUAAUGACAGACACCCAGGCUGUAGAGUCUGUUCCUCUUGCCACCACUGCUCAACUGUUUCCCGAUAAUCUAAUUGUGGCAUGCACCCUUUCCUCCCUGCCCCCACCCCCCACCCCCAGCAGGCCAGCACUGCAGAGUUCGGGUGCUGGUGGCGUGGCUGGAGGGGAGGAGAGACCACACACAGGGUGGGGGCCACGGCCGUGAAUGUCGAUGACACUUGUUUUCCCUGAUCCAUGGUGUUGCAGUCUGUUGUCACCAGCCUUGUUUUUAGUGUGUAUAUAUGUCGCCCCCGUGAUGCAUAUAUACACAGGUAUUAAAUAUAUCACUCUAUAUAAUAUUAUAUAUGUGUGUGGUAUCCAAGGAAUCAUUUCUAAUGAGGGCUAAAGAUAAAGAAUUUGGCCAGAAAAUGCAGCCAUCCUUGCAUGAUUAGGAGGAUUUCAGGGGGGUCACCAGACUAUGCAAGGAGACAGGGACUGGAGGCAUGGUUCGGAGGUGAUUUGGGCAGCGGGGGCUGCAGUGGCCCCCGCCUGGGCCUAGCUGUGCUUGAUAGUUUCCCAGAUCACUCCAGUCCAGUGGAGAGACGGCAGCAAGGAGUGCUCAGGGAGAGAAAUGAUUUGUGUUUGUCUCCUUCCCAAAGGAAUAGGGUUAGAGUCCAGAGUUUUCAUCUUCAGCCUGUUAUAUGUCCAGGGACCCUUGGGAUCUGGGCUCCUUGGCCUGGCCAGAGCUGGAUCCUCCACAGAGUAGAGAAGAGAGAGUGGGAGGCAGGGAGUGGGGGGGGAUGGGGGUGCAAGAAAACACUUAAUGCUGAGGAUAACUAUUUCAGAUGUGACCACUCUAGGGCCCCUGGCCAGGAGGCUCAGUGAGUUGAAUCCAGGGUCUGUGCCCACCCCUAGCAGGCAGGGACAAGACAGUAUGGUGAAUGUGGGGGUGGGGGUGGGGUGGAGAGGGAUGCUGCAUUUCUCAGCUGGGCAGUAAUCAAUUUAAUGGUCCUUUUAAAAUGUCUGUGUAUUAAAAAUUUAAGAAUACCACACUUUAAUAUUAAAUAUUCAUAAGGUCUAGUAUCUUGAUAAUAAUGUAGAUGUUUUAAUAACAAUUUUUGUCCUUCUUAAAAUAAAAUGAAAGAAACUUGCUUCUUUUAGCCUUUGUUCUAGAAAAUAAAUAUGUGCACUUUGACCUCUG
Cynocephalus volans (Philippine flying lemur) is the source of this 5914-nucleotide messenger RNA. It is a transcript of the gene ZC3H7B, whose product is annotated as zinc finger CCCH-type containing 7B. The transcript is spliced from 23 exons. The record is from RefSeq and is a predicted model, not a curated record. Gene Ontology annotation, molecular function: miRNA binding; protein binding; metal ion binding. Gene Ontology annotation, biological process: miRNA processing. NCBI's taxonomy places the organism in Eukaryota, Metazoa, Chordata, Mammalia, Dermoptera, Cynocephalidae. The coding region runs from base 251 to 3181 and encodes 976 amino acids.